Messenger RNA from Zophobas morio, 2322 nucleotides. RefSeq lists its product as uncharacterized. Bases 45 to 1889 code for a protein of 614 amino acids. The record is from RefSeq and is a predicted model, not a curated record. NCBI's taxonomy places the organism in Eukaryota, Metazoa, Arthropoda, Insecta, Coleoptera, Tenebrionidae. The transcript is spliced from 2 exons.
UGACUUUUGUGACGAUUAUUUGUAAACAAGAAAAAAAUACGAAAAUGAACGUAUUAAACAGGAAGAUGGAGAAAUUGGGCAUACGGAUUUGGACUAAAAAAAAAUUGGACCCUCGUUACAUCACCCUAGAGCAAGUCUCGGCGACCGUAGCAUACGUAGAUAAAUCCCUCUUUAUCAAAGAAUUCUUGGAUUCCAAAGAGAUAGUGCUUAUCAUGGCCCCCUCCGGUUUUGGUAAAACAGUAAACAUGGACACCCUCAAACAAUUUCUUCUCGGCAACUCAUUCAUAUUUGAAAGCCACCACUUGAAAAUACGCAUAGAGCACCCCGAGUUUUUCAAACGCCACUGCAGAAAGCACCCUGUGAUACAUGUAAACUUUGCACACAUCGACUGCACUUCUCAUGCCACGUACUUAAGCUCUAUGAAAGACCUUCUGUUUGCUACAUUUAAUGAACAUGCCUACUUGACUGAAAAAACAGAAGAUGGAAAGUUUGUGUGGUCGGAUUUGACGUUACGCACUUACUUAAAAUUUCCGCCAGAAAUGGUAAUGAUCUACAUGUAUGACAGAGAAUUGUCUGAAGAGUUAACCCAAAAUGAUGUGAUUCAGGGGUUGCGAAUAUUGUCCAUAUUUUUAUAUCUGCAUUGGAACGAGGAAGUAAUCGUGCUCAUUGACGAGUACGACGCCCCUCUCAAACAAAUCAUGAAACAGAAAAAUAUGGCAGAUGCUGAGUUAAUUUUAACUGAUUUCACUAGUAUGGUGUCAGCGGUACUAAACAAUAGUGAGUGCGUGGAACGAGCACUCAUAAACACCUGUUUUUGUCCAGAAGCACAGGUACCAACUUACAGGCGACAUUUAUUUUUAAACAACCCCAAAUUUUCCAAGUACUAUGGAUUUACAAAAGAGGAAGUAGUGGGGUUAUUCAAGUGUAAAGAAUUGAAGCGGCUACGACGCACUUUAGAUGAUGUUCACAAAUGGUACGGGGGUUAUGAAUUGGCAGACGAAACCACCACAAUGUACAACAGUCGCUCGAUCCUCACAUACUUAACCCAAAGUGUCAUAUGCAGAAAGCCGGUACUCAGUUCUCAUUGGUUUAAUUGGAACCAUGAAAUUAAGUGGAAACAACUGUUUGCUGUACGUUGCAUUCGUGAAAAAAUCGAAACACUUUUAAACGGUGGCGAAAUUGAAGUCCCAAUGACGGGAUUGUUGACUGUUGGAGACAUUCUCGUGCCAAAAUCACUGAUUGAUUUGAAGCCCGAGGUCAUAAAUGAGGAGGCGGCUAACACUUUUAUUCAAUUUUUAUGCUUAAGUGGAUAUUUUAGUGUCAAGCGAACGACUGACGACAACGUCGUGGUUAAAAUCCCUAAUUUAGAAACUAAGUAUGAACUUGAAAAGAAAUGUCAUGAUGUCGGUCUUUUUCAAAGAAAGUACAAACUAGACCAGAAUAAGAUUGAAGAGUAUGGAAACGCGUUGAAGAAGGUUGCGCAAAAUAAGGAUUCUAAUGCGCUGAUUGGUUUAAAGAACGCCGUACAAGAAUUGUUUGCGUCACCAGCGGUACUACCAACUAGUGACAAUCAAUUUUGUAGUCUUUUGUACACUUUGGCGUACUGUGAGGACUUAUACGUUGCAAAAGUGAAGAGGGGGGAAGAAGUGAUAGAGACUUUAGAUUUCUUGAUUGUUGAGGAGAACACAGGAAUUAUGAUGGAGGUUAGAUUGGACUCUGAGUCUGCCGAAAAGGCACAUUCUGGAAUUUUUGACUAUGAAUCCGACGUUUUUGAGUACAGUAAUUUUAAAGAAAUCACUGAUAAGGUUUACGUGGGGUUGCAUUUAGAUAAAGAGAGAAAUGUUACUUUGUGUUAUAGUGUAAAUCAGGCGGAGGGCGAGAAGCUAUAAAUGUAAAGGUAUAGUAAUUAAUACGGGUUGCAAACGUUAGGUUGGUAACGGGUUAUAUCUUGAAUAAUUUGAAUAAGGUUGGUAGCACUACCAAUAAAGACUAAAUAAUGUCAAAAUAUACAAAACUGACAACAACUAUUCAUAAGUAAUAUAUACACACUAUCGUCAGAGAACAUAGAGAAGCGUCAUAGUUUAAAUUAAAUGAUUAGAAAAAAUGUCAUAAUAUUUUUAACGACGCGUUUUACUUUCGACAAAUUGACAUUAGUCGUUUGAGAACUCGUUUGAUCUGCAGACCACAGCGCACUCAAGCCAAUGUCGACUCUAAGCGUUCGGAAACGAUUUGAUUUAUAAGCCGUGAUCUGAUACACAUCCUAACCGGUUUCGACCAUAAUUUCUUGCUGUUUCAACUUUCGAAUUCUCAGUUUUUCGAAAU